Messenger RNA from Anopheles bellator, 4424 nucleotides. RefSeq lists its product as uncharacterized. Bases 549 to 3134 code for a protein of 861 amino acids. Lineage: Eukaryota; Metazoa; Arthropoda; Insecta; Diptera; Culicidae. The record is from RefSeq and is a predicted model, not a curated record. The transcript is spliced from 15 exons.
CGAGCUCGACGAAAACAGUGGUCGCGUGAACGCGUGGCCGACGGCUGUUGGAUUUUUCUUUUCCCUGCGUGAAUCCGAGUAUUACCACCGUUGGUGAUUAAUGUUCGGUGUGUUAAUGACGGCCUCUUAAAGUGUGAAUAACAACGCGCGCCCAUUGCAUUGCUUUCGUCGCUCGAAUACACCGAAUACCAAGCCAAACGGUCGAUCCUCGAUAAUACUCGAAAAUCCCUCCACGCGUGUGUGUGGGUGUGUGCCGACAGUUUUCCGAGAGUAAAACAACGAAAAACUAAACCCCAAACCAUCAUCCCCAUACAUUAUCUUGUCAGCUUCCAACACCCGCUCUCAUCACGACCAUCCUCGACCCCUAAGAACACCCCCUGUACGAACUCCCACCACCCACCAAGACACGAGCCACGGCCACCACCACCACCACCAUCGCCACCGCCACUAGUGCAACCAUCCGUACCCGUUUCGCACAAACCGAACGAUCGCCGACCGGAUGGUGAUGUGCCGGGGUUGCUGCCGCCGCGCCCAGCUGACGAACUGCUAUGGCCGAAGACUUGGCCGAUCAAAUUGACGAUUAUAUCUGUGUAUUUGAAGGAGCCGGUGAUCUCACGAUGGAUACGUUCGUAAUGCUACUGUUCGCGCUGAUCGUGCUCGUGAUCUCGCUCGUGUUCGCGACCAAACUGAUCUACGACAAGUAUGUCCUGCGGAAGGGCACAACCAGUGCCGCAAGUGAUGGCGUCGGCGUGACGACGACAACGACGGUGACGCCGGGAAUCGGAUCCGCCGUCGGUGCCACUUCGGUGACCGGAACAGCCUCGGCACUGACCACCGGCACGCGGGCUUCCGAGCCGAAGGAAGUGCUCACCAAGAAGGAUGCCAUCCUGUCGCAGGUACGCAACGGUGGCAGCGGUGCAAUGGGUGGUGGAGCAAGGAUUGGUGGUGGCUUCGGUGGUGGCAUCGGUGGCGGUGGAGGCGGCGCGACGAUCGCCCGGAAACGCAUCUCUCGCAAGAGCCCCGGUCCCGAGCUGACGCAGAAGAAGCGACCGGCCAUUCCACCGUCCAACAUUAACGGAACCGAUCCGCAAAUCGUUCAGUGGGCGAUCCAUCUGUUCCGCUGGCUCUACUCCGACCUGGUGGUGGUGAACAAGCUACUCCAGGACUGGGUGUCGUCCGUUAACACGGCCCUACUGACGCACGUCGAGCAGCAUGAGAUGAUCGUGGAGAUUGUGCGCGUCCUACCCGAGAGUCUGCCGCCCAAUCUGUCGAGCAUCCUGUGCGAAGCGACCGACCAACCGAACGAGGUGGAGCUCCUGUUCGACGUGGACACAACGCCCGUGCUGCAAAUUAAGGCGUUCAAGUCCACCAACCAGAAGACGGAAGUGUCCCACUACAAGGCCACCAUCUCUCGGCUCAAGUCCCGUGUCAGCGUGAUCGUCAACUAUUUCGCGCUCAAGGGCGAGAUGAAACUCGAGGGCUAUCCGGAUAUCAAAAUCAUCCUGAACAGCAUCGGACCACUGAAGACGGCCAACGCGCAGGACGAGAAGAAGCAGAUCGAUCUGGUGACGGAGCUGCUGAUCGGUUCGAUCCGGGACGUGGUGUAUCCGGUGGAUUUCUCCAUCUACUCGACCUGCCCGCGCCUGAUGGGCGAGGAGUCCGAGGAGGCCACGUCGGACUAUGGCUACGGUGGUUACUCCGAUGGCUACCGUGGUGGUUAUCAGGACGAUGGGUACGGAGGGGCUCUUUUGGCCUCUCCAAAGAAACUGCUAGUCAAAGUACUGAAAGCGGAAGGACUGCUCAAGUGUUCCCAACCGUACUGCGUGAUCGAGAUGGAUGAACCGGCCCAGAAACAUCAGUCCGCCGCAAAACUGGGCCAGACGCCCUUCUGGGAUGAGUCCUUUUUGUUUGAACUGUCGAACCACUCGACCGAACUCCUGUUCGAGGUGUACGAUUCCGUAGCAGUAGCUGGCGGACAGAAGUUCCUCGGUCUAGGCUUGGUGGGUAUCGACGAGCUAGCGAACGGUCCGGCCACGACGCAAAUUCUCGAACUGCAGCCCCGUCCCUACGAAACGGAAACCAUUACCGGUUCGCUCACGGUUGAGUUUGUAUUCAUCGAUGCACCUCCAGUACCGGCUGCCCGACGGCAAUUCACGCAGCAGUCCAUCCACGCGAACGGAACGUCCAACUUUGCCCGCGAUAAGCUCAACAGCAGCACUCCACUAGCUCGAACCGGCGGCCAACCAGCGAUCAACGGAGGUUCCAUUUCACCCGCCGCCCUAUCAUCACCCUCGAAACACCUGCCCAGUAAGACCCAAGCAUUGGCCGAUCGCAACCAGCAGUUCAAGGCGGCGGAAGCCAAUCGACUGAACAAUUCCUUCUUCAAGCCAGGGGCAGCGCACACGCACCUGGGCAUCGUGAACGGUGCCAAAUCGGAGUCGACACCCGCCUCGCCGGCUCUCUCGUCCUCGACGUCCCACUCGAUGGCCGGUAGCCUCAGCAGCAGCGCUCCGGUCAGCCUAGAGACGGCAACCACCGUCCCGAAGAAGCCACGCAACAUCUUCGGUACGCUGCGGAACAAGUUGACACCAUCGAAGAAAUCGAAAUCACUGGACGUCCCACAGUACAGCCCGACCGGGACGGGAGUAGGUAAUGUGCACAGCGCUUCGUCAACGCUCAGCCGUGGCUCGUCGUUCGAUCACAGAUCAAACAUCUUCCGCAAUCUCUCGCGCAAAUCGUCCAUCUCGGAAUCGUCCGCCAUUUCUGGCAUGUCGACGGGCAGUGGCCGCACGUACGUGCACGAGGAGUCGACGUUGCUGCUUGAGACGCUCGAAAACGGCAUGAUGCGACACUACCUGGUACCGCUCGAGGUGGCCACACGGCAGAAGACCUGGAAGCGGAAGGGCACCAAGUUGCACAUCUACAACGACCACACGUUCAUCGCGAAACACAUCCCGGGGGGCCUCCUGUGCUUUGUCUGCAACCGCAACAUACCGCGGCGCCCGGGAAAACAGGGGUACGAGUGUCGGGACUGUGCGAUCCAGUGCCACAAACCGUGCCACGUUCGCGCUCCACAAGCCUGUCCGAAUCCGAAAAUUUUAUCCAUGCAACUAUUACCCUGGCCAUGGACAUAGAGAUAGGGCCCGGGGCCGGAAUGAUGAGACGACGGUGGUGUGACGAUCGGUGACAUCGAAGCGAAGCAUCUCUGCCAAAGCAGCAUUUACGGAUGGAACACCAACUCGCGCUACGCUGCGCUACAUUACUGUGACACCGCAACACCAGUCUUCAAACAGCACUACCGACGCGCACGGAACCGGAAACUAGAAGAUAAGACGUUCUCUUGCAAACAAAGAUUUCAUUUACAAAAAAAAAAUGGAAAACAAAAGCAAUCAAAUACGGUAUCUGCUGCUACCUAGCCAUCGAGUGUGGCUGAAAAUGUUUCGUUGUGAAAAUGUAAAAAAAAGUGCAAAAACAUAACUGAAAAAGAUUGUAAAUUCGCUUAAGCAAACUGAAACCAAAUUUCUCGAAACAUAACUCUAACGAAACAAACUCUCUGUACGAUCGUUCGAACCUACGACUCGACAUUUUCUGUCCGCUUUUCUAUCAUCUGCUAUGCUCUGUUCUAAUCUUUACGCACAGCAAACAUGGGUUACCGAAAAAUGUGAAAAUGCAGCGCACUUUUUCUCUGUCUCACGCCUUUCCCUAUUGUUUCGGCAUUAUAUACCUUGUUGUGAGUCUCCGGGAGACGAGUCAUUGGUUUAUUGACACCCCCCAAACAAAUACACACAUAUUUAUUGUAAUAUCACUUGUUUAUCAAUCCGCACACACAAGUACAAAUGCGGCACUCUCAUACAAAUACCCCCCAUUGGAAAGUGUGGCAUGCUGUAAGGAUUCGGCGUAUCCUUCGGACGUCGCUCGAUGUUAUACCUACAGUGCCUCUGGAUCGCGAUCGCGCGCACCGAGCUGAGCGAUCGGAUAGUCAUUAUUUUAGUAAGCGAACGCAUGGCCCGUAAUGCACAAUGAUAGCACAACGCACAGACAGUGGGCGCACCAUGUGGGCGGCGAUAAGAUAAAUGUGACCAAAACGAAACACCAUAUUACAAUCAACUUACAACCAAACUUCGAACGGAACGGUUUCACCUGGACAAUGGAUAAUGGGUUAACUAACUAAUCGUAGUGGUUAUUAUUUAAAUCCCGAACUGUGGCUGCACAGUGAGUUCGUACUAGAUGUAAUCCCGUAGUGGGGGUUCCGUUGCUGGUUCUGUUUUAAACCUCUUUGACCGUUUUCGGGAAACGCUUGGAGUUUAGUUCUCUGUUGGAAUAUAUGUUUACUCUUAUUAUCGCCACGUUAAUUUUUGUUACCAUGAUGGAUUAAUAUAAAUUUUGUAAAUCCUGUUGAAUUCAAUAAAAAAAACCACAUUGAA